Messenger RNA from Lycium ferocissimum, 1710 nucleotides. RefSeq names its product protein NEGATIVE GRAVITROPIC RESPONSE OF ROOTS-like. The transcript has 4 exons. NCBI's taxonomy places the organism in Eukaryota, Viridiplantae, Streptophyta, Magnoliopsida, Solanales, Solanaceae. The coding region runs from base 366 to 1193 and encodes 275 amino acids. The record is from RefSeq and is a predicted model, not a curated record. Gene Ontology annotation, biological process: gravitropism; regulation of growth.
ACAUAAAGUGGUAAAACUCAGUACCCAUUGGUCUUCAUUCUAUUGUAGGCUUACAAACUCCCAACCUAAAUCUUUAUUUAAUACUCCCAACCUAAAAGCUCCUUUCUCAUUGGCUUUUAGGAUCUGCUUUUAGAAUUCCCAUUUUUCACUUGACUUGUUUACUUUCUACAUUCUUCUACUAGCCUAGCUAGCUCCCUAGUGGACCACCAACCACCAACUUCUCAAACAUCAUCAGCAGAUUCAUUUUCAAAUAUGAAGGUUAGUUAAAUUAGUUAACAUCACAGUUGCAGUAUAUACUAAAGCUAUAUAUCUCUAAAUUGAUAAAUUGUACUAACUUUGUUUCUGGGUUGCAGUUCUUUAAUUGGAUGCAUAACAAGCUCAAUGGGGGACAAGGGAGCAGAAAGUCUGAUGCCGUUCCAACCACAAAUUAUAUAAAUGAAGAGUUCAAAGAUUGGCCAGAUUCAUUGUUGGCAAUUGGAACUUUUGGCAAUAGGAGCAGUGAUCUCAAAGAAAGUAUACAACCAGAACAAAGCCAAUUACACGUACAAAAUGAUCGCGAAGACGACGAUGAUGAGCAAAGUUGUUCUCCAGAUUUAGCAGAAUUCACACCUGAAGAAGUUGGCAAAUUACAAAAAGAGUUAACAAAAUUAUUAUCACGAAAACCGGUUAAACCUGAAUUAGUUGAGAUCAAGAAUGUUGAUGAUCAUAUUCUUCCAUUGGACAGAUUUCUUAAUUGUCCAUCAAGUUUGGAAGUUGAUCGUAGGAUUAGUUCGAGCAGAUUUAGCACAAAUUUGGAUAAUUUUGAUUACGACGAGGAAGAAAUAGACAGAACAAUAAGAGUGAUCAUAGGAAGAUGCAAGGACGUGUGCAGUAAGCAGAACAAAAAGAAAUCAAUUGGGAAGAAAUCAAUUUCUUUCCUUCUCAAGAAAAUGUUGGUUUGUACAAAUGGUGGUUUUGGUCCAGCUCCUAGUUUACGAGAUACAUUUCCAGAAUCAAGAAUGGAGAAGCUUUUGAGGACAAUGCUUUCCAAGAAAAUACACCGUCAAAAUGCCCCUCGCACAUCAACAAAGAGAUAUUUAGAGGACAAACAUCCACAAAGAGAAGAGCAAGAAGAGAAAAAACGAGAGAAAACUUGCGAUGAUGGAUCUAAAUGGGUGAAGACAGAUUCUGAUUUUAUCGUCUUGGAAAUGUAGAUAUCGCCUCUCUACUAGUUGUUCUAUUUCAAGGAAGACCGACGUAUUAUGAUGCACCAAACUUUUUAGGGAAAAGGGAUUAAAUUUAUUCCCUUUUAUUUCACCUCAAAUUUAUUGGUCAACUGUCCGAAAUUGAGCAACUUUAUCUUAUGUUAUACUUUUGGCCUAUUAUUAUCCACGUCGUUGGAAAAAGUCUCUUUUUUUUGCCUUGAACCCUAAAGACGGGGUGAACAUGAGACUUUUUAUAGGGACAAAUUCGACCAAAAAUCUUAAGGAAGGGGAAAUUGCUCAAUUUUAAGUAGUAUAGGGACAAAUUUGGAUCUUUUUCAACUUCUAUUUUCUUCAACCCGGUUGUAGUUUUCUUCAAAGAAAACACUUUUCUUGCGAAGAUUGGAUCCUUAUUUGGAGAGUUCAAUAAAUUCGUCAUAAAGAGACCCUCCAAUAUUGUACAAAGAUAGCAACUUAUUUAUCUUUUUGGAAAGGUGCUUGUCCUUUUUUCCAUGGUUGUAUCCAUUAA